Sciurus carolinensis (gray squirrel) is the source of this 8389-nucleotide messenger RNA. It is a transcript of the gene Fbxl18, whose product is annotated as F-box and leucine rich repeat protein 18. Gene Ontology annotation, molecular function: protein binding. Gene Ontology annotation, cellular component: SCF ubiquitin ligase complex. Lineage: Eukaryota; Metazoa; Chordata; Mammalia; Rodentia; Sciuridae. Gene Ontology annotation, biological process: SCF-dependent proteasomal ubiquitin-dependent protein catabolic process. The record is from RefSeq and is a predicted model, not a curated record.
AAAGUAGCGGAGGCAACUGGAUACCUCCCGGCACCUCCGCAACCUGACUGUGCCUCCCGAGGCGCCACACCCAAAAUGGCGGCGCGAGGGCCGCUGUAGGCGAGCGGAAGUACGUGUUGCAGGCGCCGGAAGUGGCGGUCAGCCCCGCCCCUUGCCGGGGUCUCUUGAGUCGCGGACGCGCCGGCUUCCAGCAUCCUUGGCCCGGCAGGCGGGAGGCCUCGGGGCUGCGGCUCCGGCGGCCGCGGCACGGCCCCCCGGCGACAUGGCCAGCCCCGGAGAGGAUGUGUCCAAUGAUGAUGAGCACCCCCCAGCAGCAGCCGAUGUGGCAGGUGGUGCCCACCUGCUGGGGUUUUCUGAUGAGAUCCUGCUGCACAUCCUGAGCCACGUCCCCAGCACAGACCUGGUUCUGAAUGUCCGUCGUACCUGCCGGAAGCUCGCAGCCCUAUGUCUUGAUAAGAGCCUUGUCCACACCGUGUUGCUGCAGAAGGACUAUCAGGCCAGUGAGGACAAGGUGAAGCAGCUGGUGAAGGAGAUUGGCCGGGAGAUCCAGCAGCUGAACAUGGCCGGCUGCUACUGGCUCUCAGGUUCCACCAUCGAGCACGUGGCCCGCUGCCGUGGCCUGGUGAAAGUGAACCUCUCGGGCUGCCACCUGACCUCCCUGCGCCUCUCCAAGGUGCUCUCGGCCCUGCAGCACCUGCGCUCGCUGGCCAUUGACGUGAGCCCGGGCUUCGAUGCCAGCCAGCUGAGCAGCGAGUGCAAGGCCACGCUGACGCGCGUGCGGGAACUCAAGCAGACGCUGUUCACGCCCUCCUAUGGCGUGGUCCCCUGCUGCGCCAGUCUCCAGAAGCUGCUUCUCUACUUUGAGAUCCUGGACCGCACACGCGAGGGCGCCGUCCUCUCAGGCCAGCUCAUGGUGGGCCAGAGCAACGUGCCCCACUACCAAAACCUGCGCGUCUUCUAUGCGCGCCUGGCUCCGGGCUACAUCAACCAGGAGGUGGUGCGGCUGUAUCUGGCAGUGCUCAGCGACCGCACCCCCGAGAACCUGCAUGCCUUUCUCAUCUCUGUCCCAGGCAGCUUCGCCGAGAGUGGGGCCACCAAGAACCUCCUGGACUCCAUGGCCCGCAACGUGGCCCUGGAUGCCCUGCAGCUGCCCAAGUCCUGGCUGAAUGGCUCCUCCCUCCUCCAGCACAUGAAGUUCAACAAUCCCUUUUACUUUAGCUUCAGCCGCUGCACACUGUCUGGUGGCCACUUGAUCCAGCGGGUCAUCAAUGGUGGGAAGGACCUCCGCAGCCUGGCCAGCUUGAACCUCAGUGGCUGCGUGCACUGCCUGUCUCCUGAUUCUCUGCUGCGCAAGGCAGAGGAUGCUAUCGACAGCAGUAUCCUGGAGACGCUGGUGGCCGCCUGCUGCAACCUGAGGCACCUGAACCUCUCGGCCGCCCACCACCACAGCGCCGAGGGCCCAGGUGGGCACCUCUGUCAGCUCCUGGCCCGGCUGCGCCACCUGCGCUCCCUGUCCCUGCCUGUCUGCUCUGUUGCUGACGCGGCUGCCUGGGCUGACCGUGUGCCUGUCCAGCCUGUGAUGCGUGCUGUGCCCCGUGGCUUUGGCAAGAAGGUGCGCAUAGGCGUGCAGACCUGCCCCAGCCCCUUCUUGGGCCAGACGGCCCCCCAGCCUUCCUCCGUGUUCUGGUCUCUGCUGAAGAACCUGCCCUUCCUGGAGCACCUCGAGCUGAUCGGGUCCAACUUUUCCUCGGCCAUGCCACGCAAUGAGCCUGCCAUCCGCAACUCCCUCCCGCCCUGUAGCCGGGCGCAGAACGUCGGGGACUCAGAAGUGGCUGCCAUCGGCCAAUUGGCCUUCUUGCGGCAUCUGACACUGGCCCAGCUGCCUGGCAUCCUGACAGGCUCUGGGCUGGUCAGCAUCGGCCUGCAGUGCCAGCAGCUCCAGUCCCUCUCACUGGCCAACCUGGGCAUGAUGGGGAAGGUGGUCUACAUGCCCGCCUUGUCGGACAUGCUGAAGCACUGCAGGCGGCUGAAGGACCUCAGGCUGGAGCAGCCCUACUUCAGCGCCAACGCGCAGUUCUUCCAGGCCCUGAGCCAGUGCACCUCGCUGCAGCGUCUGUGCCUGGUGUCCCGCAGCGGCUCCCUCCAGCCCGAUGCCGUGCUGGCCUUCAUGGCUCGCUGCCCACACGUCGUCGUGUGCCACAUGUUCACGGGCGAGUCCCUCGCCACCUGCAAGAACCUGCAGCAGUCGCUCCUCCGCAGUUUUCAGGCUGAGAGACCCGCAUUGAACGUCGUCAUCUUCCCUCUGCUCCACGAGGGCCUGACAGAUGUCAUCCGAGAUGUGCCCAUGGUACACCUGGACGAGAUCACCUUGUUUAAAAGCAGAGUGGCUGAGGAGCCCCCAAACCUGUGGUGGUGAGAGGCCAACCAGCACCGGUCAGCUUCCCUUGGUCCCAGUUGCCACAAGGACACCCUGCUGCCCCCUGCAGGCCUCCGAGGAGCCUGCGGACACUGGGACCCCGUGGUUAUUCAGAGGAAGAAAGUGUCUCUCUGGCCACCCCGCGGCACCCACCCUGGCUCCCCGUGUUUCCUCUUGCUUUCUCUGGUGAGGACUGGUCGCUAGUGAGGUUGAGAUUGAGGGUUUAUUUUCUGGGGGAUGAAAAGGGAUUGGGCACCACUGAUAUGGGCCACUGUGGGGCCUGGCUGGUGGCCUCCCACACAGGGCCUUCUUUGCUGGAUCAUCAACUCCCCAGGCGCUGCCCACAUGCCAGGGUGCUAGGUGGGCUGCUGGCCCUGCCCCAUGCUCUGUUUCAGCCUGAGGAGUGUCCCUGCUCCUGUGUCAGUGUCCCCAGCCAUCAGGCCUCAUGGACAGGUGACUGCCCAUCUGUGGGGGGUGAGAUGGGUCCUCCUUGGGGUGGGGGAUGUCCACAAGUUUGGUGGCUGCAGAAUUGGGAUGCUCUCUCCCAUGAAGACAUUUUAGGGUGGGGGUGGCUGAGUGGUAGAGCACCUGCCAAGUGUGUGAGACCCUGGGUUCCAUCCCCAGCACCAUGAAGAAAAAGGCACCCAACUAUGUCUGCGAGAUGUUUCCUAGCGGAUGCCUGUGGCCCAGAGGGGACCCCGGGGCAGGAUUGCUGGGCGGGGCCCUCCUGGGCUGUGCUUGAGGAGAUGGGGCUGCGAUUCAUGGCGGUGGGCUUUAGAAACUCCAGCUCCCCCGGAAGGUCUUGCACCGCUGAGGAGAUACAUGUGUACUUGGCUUUGUUAGAGUAACUGGACACGUUAAAACCCAGAAUGGAUGCUUAAGGUUGGAAGUGGUCAGACCCCCUGCUGCAGAUGACUUUAGUUAGUUCUUAGAAACAAUCCUACCAAGCUGUUCUAGAAAAGAGGAAGGGCCUUCUGGUGUCCGGGCCUCAUACUUGCCUGCUUGGCUGCUGUUGUCUGUUGCCUCUGCUUUUAGCUCCCUCGAGACUCCUAGUGCCAUCUUUCCCUGGCCGGGGGUUUCUGAGGGGCUGAGAAACCCUGGUUGAGUCCUGUCUUCCUGGACUCCCGCCCUGGCCAUAAUGACCAGCUUCCUGCAGGCGUGGGCAUCCUGAUGCUUGCAGCCUGACUGCCUCCCGAUGCCCUGGGCUGGGGGUGCAGAGCCCACCAGGCUCACUCACUGCUGGGCCCCAGCCUGCUCUUUUCCUCCUGGGUUUCCAUGGCAACAGGUUCCUGCACUGUGCAUGGUGUCCUGCACCCUCCUCUCUGGUGAAGAAGAGGGUAAACUGGUCCCUGAGUGGGCGCCUGCCGUCCUCGGGCGCGCCAGGCAAACAGUGCUCAGAAGCUGUGCCCAGGGAACCCCGAGGCCCUCCCAUGUGGUUGGGGCCCAGCCUGCCGCUUGAUUGGUCAGGGUCUCCACGAGGUGCGUGUCUGGCCUCCUCCCGCUCUUCCUCUCUUCUGCACUCACUCUUAUUUGCACAGGUGGGUCUGUGUCAUGAGGCUCCUUCCUCUGCCCUUGUUUUUCCUGUGUAAGGGAAUCCUCACCCCCUUCACAGGUCUCCCCCAUCCUGCCCCAGGCUACAGCCAGCAAAGGGACCCUUGCUGCUGGCUAGACCUGGAGCCUUCACCCUCGAGGUCCUGACCCAGCAUCUCAGAGCUACAAACCCAUCCUAUCCCCUCCUGACAUUGCAGGCCAUAGGACAGGCCACCUGGGGCCCUGGGGGCAGGACCAGGGUCUCACACAGCUGUAGAUAAGGUGAAGGGUCGGGGAGGAUCCCAUCCCACCCCAUCACUGGACAUUUCAGAACUUUAAACUGGCACCUGAAGACCACUAGUGAGGGUGCUCAGGCUGCAUGUGGUGGGCCCCUGGGACUGAUGGCUUCUCCUCAAAGUGAGGGUGUGGCUGGUCACAGCCUGACAGGACCAGGAGAGAGGCUUGUGACCCGGAGGUCCUGGACCCUCAGAGGCCCUGUGGCUCUGGGCUCUGAGCACUCUGGCCUGAGCCUGUCCCCUUUGCUCUGAGCUUGCGUGGAGCGUUGUCUUGCCACUUGGAGUUUUUCGACGAGGCUGAAGCUGUGUUUCUCUCUCGCCUGGAUGGCCUCUUCUCAGGAGCAAGCGUUUUUACCCAGCAGCGUUAAUUUAUUCUCAUAAAAAGGGCUGGGUGGGGCGGGAGCUGUUCAGGAGAGGCCGGGGGUGCACGCUGCCUUGGAAAGCCACCCCCAGACCGUAGACCUUGUAUUUUUAGUGUCCCCUGCAACAGUCCUUUGACUUAGAGUGAGAAUUUCUGUUCCUUCUACAACCGAGACAGGAUUCACCAGAUGUUAAUAACGUGCUUAUUUUCGCUAAGUGCUAUUUUGGCACCCGCGUUAAUUGCAAUUUAUAUUCUGCAUCAUUUUACCCUGGAAAGAGAACCCACCCUAAUGAUCCCCAGUUGGCAGGACUGGGCCGUUCAGUGGCGGACCAUAUGCUACCUCCCGAGGAGCAUGGCCUGUGUGCCUGUGUGCACACAUGUGUGUCUGUGUGUCUGCACCUGCACACAUGUGCCCAAGUGUACAUCAGUGCCCGCGUGUGUGCAUGUCUGCACCCAUGGGUCUCAUCUGCAGUGUGCAUGUGUGCAUAUGUGAGUGUCACUGGGGGGUGGGAAGGAGGGAGGAGAUGAGUGCGUUUAUUCCUUUGUUCUUAAAAAGAGAAAUCCCCUGACCUCCUGUCACUGCGCCUCCGUCUCUGCCCACACCAUCUCGCCUCCUGCCCCCGCAGGGCCCGUGUCUGGAGGCCCUGCAGCCCGCUUGGCCUCAGCAGCCAUGCUGGCGACGGGCUUCUGAAGGGAAGGCAUCUGAGCCUGAGGAAAGCCAGAGGAGAGCUGCACUUCUGCCCUCAGGUCCCUUCCUGCCCUGCGGUGGCUUUCCUUGUUUUUAUGGCAAGUAGUCUUGUCCCAAGACAGGAGCAUUUUCCUCCUCCCUACUCAGGACAGGUCCACUCCUGCUUGUCGGUACCCUGCAGAGGCCCUGCAAGGACCCAGCUGGGAGGCUCGAACUCGGGACCACAGCCUGUCCCGCCGAGCUGCUCCAGCUGAAGGGGACCUGGGCUUGGCUUGAGGGCCACACUCCCUCACCUGCUCCCUGCUCCAGCACCCAGAGCUGGAGGCCACUCACUGGGCAGACAUGGGUUGGCCUGGAGCUGUGGGAGCCAAGGCUGAGCCUCUGGGGCCCCAGGAGCAUGUCCCUACCUACCAGGUCCUGUGUGAGUGGCGCACCCUUAGGGAGCAUGGGGCGGCCCUCACCUUGCUUCUGCCGCCCUCUGCUGUGGUCUGCUCCCUUUAGGGCUUGGAAGUUGCAGAGCUCUUGCAGGAAAUAACCAGAGACUAGGGUGAGGCGGGAAGAGGAGGCCCAGACCCGAGGCGCCAGGGGCUCUGUAACUUGUCAUUUGUACUUGGGGGCACAGGGUUCUAACGAGAUGUUUUCAGGGUCUGUGGGGCACAGUGGACAAGUACUCCACAGAAGCUUCCGCCUGCUGCGGGUCCCACGCAGGUGGGACGGCAUUGCCGGAGUCGCUCUACUCCAAAGCGCUUCCAAGCAACACUGAGGUCGGGUCUCGCGUCACUACCGCCCUACCGCAGGGCCAGGUGCUGACUGGCUGCAUCGGCCACAGAGCUACGGAAGCUGCUGCUGCGAAGCCCAGAGUGGAGCCGUGGCCACUGCCUGUGUACAAGGGAUGGGCGUGUGUGAGCAAAGGUGCCCACGGCAGGCGGGAGCGUGCUAUGCGUGUGCGUGUGUGUGCACAUGUGCAUGUGCUGUGUGUGGGUGGCAUGCGUCCCACAGUGGCACCUCCCUUCAGCCUCUGCACUGCCACCUGUGACCAGGCCCCUGGACCUGCCUUGUGUGCUUAGCCUGGAACCAGCUGAGCUCAGGGUGGUUUGGGGCAGGGGGAGAGGGGGACCGAGGCCUUUUCCUGGCCCAGAGGUCUCGUAGUAUCUUGUGGCCCGGUGCUAAAUGACCAUUCCUGCCUUCUGAUGACCCAUCUCCCCAUCCCUGCCCAGCUGGUGGAACUGCCCGCGUGUGGCCUCUCACGGGGAUGUCCACUCCUAAAUUUGGUGUUCUAACAAACUACAUUCUAAAUGGGUAUUUUCAUGUAAAUUUGUGGCAUGUGAAAAAUUUCAAAUAAAGUGAACUUGAUUUACAAAGCCAGGCAGCUGUAUGUCCUUCCAGUAGGAUGGUGACCUUUCACCUGCAAACUCUCCAUCCUGGGCCCAAGGAGCUCUUCACUUCUGGUGGAAGGUGGGUGUGCCUGGGGGCCAGUGUCCCCAAACGGAUGCAUGGAUGGAGACCAGAGAGCCACAGGCCAGCAGGUGGGGGCGUUGGGAGGUGGUAACUCAGUUGGCUUUGGCAGGCAGGGAUGCCCAGAAGGCGGGGAGGGUACCGGGGUGCAGCGCAGGCUGUACACUGCACAGAGGCCCUUGGUGGACUGAAGGUAGGCAGCUGCCCCCAACUUAAGUACAUGUAUUUACAUAUGUUUAAAAAGCAAAGCCUACUUCACCAUCUGAAGCAUUCAUUCAGUGGUAUUAAGCACAUUUGCUCUGCUGCGCAGCCAUCACCACCACCCGCCUCCAGAACUUUCUCAUCGUCCCACACUGAAGCCUGGCCGCGUUCGAUACCAGCUCUGCUCACUGCUACCCCAGCCCCUGGCACCUACCAUCCGCUCCCCAGCGGUGCUGGGGUUGAACCCGGUGCUCACGCUUGCUGAGCAAACAUUCUGCCACUCAGCUACUCCCAGCCCUUCCGCUGCGUCUGUGAAUCUCCCGCUCAGGGCGUCAUGUGAGAGGUGCCUACACUGUGUGUCCCCUAGAGAUGGCCCACAGUUGUGAAGGAUGGUAGUGUUGACCUUGACCUGGGCUGGGGCCAGAGCACCCUCACGCGUGGCCUCUCCACGUGGGCUGGUUGGCUUUCCUCAGAACAUGGUGGCUGAGUCCAGGAGCAAGCAUUCUACGGAAGCCAGGAAGACGUGUCCUAGCCUUGGACAUCACUUAGCAUCACUUCCACACAGUCCAUUGAGAGGCAGUCUCUGGGGUCUGCCAGACUCAAGGGUCAGGAAGCAUGUCAGGGCCCCAUGCAGUAGACCCCUUGGGGUGGGGGUCAGCGUGGGGCCAUCUUUAGGAAGUGCUUCCUGGCAGGGCAAGUGUCUGCCUGCGCCCAGGGCUGUGGUCCACCUGAGGUGAGACCUGGGCCUGGCCUGUGGCCUUGCGGCAGGGUGACUCCUGAGCUGGUGCCCUCUGAGAAGUGCUUUGCCAGGGAAUCCACAAAGUGUUGAAGUGUCCCCAAAAGCCAAGGCCUGCCUUCGGGGCUCACUGGCAGCGUGGGGCUGCCUGGCAUUUGUCCAAAUUCUAAAAGAUAAAAAGGAAAGAGAAUCAAAAUGGCCUCACGUCAAGUCAUUGUUUUGUUUUCGACAAAGAGCCAAGGGCCUGCGUGUGUGGAGGGUUUGCACUGGAAGCCUCGAGAAGCAGGAAGCGAGGCCAGAGGAGGGAGGGACGGCAGGAAUGAGAAGCUUCAGUGGCCCCCGGGACGCCCAGCUCUGCGGGGUCAUCGCUGGCUUUAGUGUUCUGGAUGCUGGGGCACCUGGCAGCAGCCUCGCCUCAGAGCAGGGAGUCCUGAGGAGCCCUUCGCUUAGCAAAUGACGUGGGGAGACCUCAGGGGUCAGCACCCUGCUCAAGGCUGCAGGGCCAGGGUCCAGUGCAGUGCCAUGCAGUCUUGGGGUGGUCCCUGGAUCUGAAUGUCACCUCUUUCCUCUGAGACCGAGAGGUGGAGCCAGGCCUGGGUGAAGCCCAAACCGGCUCCCCUACCCCAAAAUGAUGGGGACAGAGGUCUUGUUCUACGCUGUUGGCAAAGGACGCAGUGGCACAGUAUGAAUGGGGUGGCCUUGGAGC